GGAACAAUUCUGCCAUCCAUCACUCUAGCCUUAGAGAAUUAAAGUUCUAUAAUGGGAUAUCCUAUGCAUAACUCAAUUCAGUAUUUACCAAGGUCCUCUUUGUAUGCCUCUGAACUGCUGGGUAGCUGCUAGAAAAAGAUGAACAAAACAAAAUUCAAGGACUAGUUGGAGAUAAAAGACAUUUUCAUAGGUAAUUAUUGUCCUGUGAGGUGAGCAGAACUGAAGGGCACAGAGACAGGGAUUUGGGAAGGUUUCACAGAAGGUACGGCAAAGAAAGGCAUAGAAGCAAGAAAUAAGUGGGCUGGGCCUGAUUUUUUUAAACCUGUGCUUCUAAAAACCUUUGUUUUCUCCCUGUUUUUUCCUGAAAAUGAAAGCACUGUAGAGGCCACUACUUUAUUUACUAUGGUAUUUUAACUUUGCAUGAACCAUGGGGGAAAAUACUUUAGAAAAUGCCAAAAUUUCUAAAAUUAUUACAUGUAUGUAUGAAAGAAUUUCAUAUACUUCAAAGUGAAUUUUAAAAUUAGGGUCAGUGGGAAAAGACGGAGCUAAAGGAAUGUGUAAAAAUAUGAAACAAAGAUAACAUAUUGAAAGAUGAUGUCUAUGGGGCCUGGCUGACUCAGUCAGAAGAGUGUGGGACUCUUGAUCUCAGGGUCCUGAGUUCAAGCCCCCCUUGAGUGUAGAGAUUAAGUUAAUUAAAAAAACUAAAAAAAAAAAAAAAAAAAAAAAGACGAUGUCUAAAGUAACUACCUAAAAGGACAACUAUAUGAACAAAACUCUGGGAAACAGCAAUUUUAUAAUUCAGCUUUCUGUGUUAUUCAGGAUCCUUCAAACUCAAUUUCUACAGGUGUAAACGAGUAAGGGAGGUGGACAGGUGAGCAAAGAGCACUGAGCAUGUGCUCUGUGACAGUUACAUACACAAGAGAGGGUUUCUAAUACAUUAUCAAACGUAACCUUUAAAAAGAGCCUUGAAAUGGGUGCCUUCUAUCUUUUCCAGAGAAAAUCCAUGCUCAGAGGAAUUCAGUAACUUGCAACAGAGAAGGGCUGGAAUCUGGAUCCAUCUGAAAGAGCUUUCACACACCUGAAAGAAGAGAAUGUCAAGACGCAGUAGCCGUUUACAAGCUAAGCAGCAGCAGCAACCCCAGCCCAGCCAGACGGAUUCCCCUCCAGAAGCCCAGAUAAUUCAGGCCAAGAAGAGAAAAACAGCCCAGGAUGUCAAAAAAAGAAAAGAGGAGGUCACCAAGAGACAUCAGUAUGAGAUUAGGAAUUGUUGGCCACCUGUAUUAUCUGGAGGGAUCAGUCCUUGUAUAAUCAUUGAAACACCCCACAAAGAAAUAGGAACAAGUGACUUCUCCAGAUUUACAAAUUACAGAUUUAAAAAUCUUUUUAUUAAUCCUUCACCUUUGCCUGAUUUAAGUUGGGGAUGCUCAAAUGAUGUUUGGCUAAACAUGCUAAAAAAAGAGACUAGAUAUGUUCAUGACAAACAUUUUGAAGUUCUGCAUUCUGACCUGGAACCACAGAUGAGGUCAAUACUUCUAGACUGGCUUUUAGAGGUAUGUGAAGUAUACACACUUCAUAGAGAAACAUUUUACCUCGCACAAGACUUUUUUGACAGAUUUAUGUUGACACAAAAGGAUAUAAAUAAAAAUAUGCUUCAGCUCAUUGGAAUUACCUCAUUAUUCAUUGCUUCCAAACUUGAGGAAAUCUAUGCUCCUAAGCUCCAAGAGUUUGCUUAUGUCACUGAUGGUGCCUGCAGUGAAGAGGAUAUCUUAAGAAUGGAACUUAUUAUAUUAAAGGCUUUAAAAUGGGAACUCUGUCCUGUAACAGUCAUCUCCUGGCUAAAUCUCUUCCUCCAAGUUGAUGCUCUUAAAGAUGCUCCUAAAGUUCUUCUACCUCAGUAUUCUCAGGAAAAGUUCAUUCAAAUAGCUCAGCUUUUAGAUCUGUGUAUUCUAGCCAUCGACUCAUUAGAAUUCCAGUACAGAAUCCUGGCUGCCGCUGCCUUGUGCCAUUUUACCUCUAUUGAAGUGGUUAAGAAAGCCUCAGGUUUGGAAUGGGACAACAUUUCUGAAUGUGUAGACUGGAUGGUGCCUUUUGCCAGUGUAGUAAAAAGUACUAGUCCUGUGAAGCUGAAGAUUUUUAAGAAGAUUUCUAUGGAAGACAGACACAAUAUCCAGACACAUACAAAUUAUCUGGCUAUGCUGGAUGAAGUGAAUUAUGUAAACACCUUUCAAAAGGGGGGACAGUUGUCACCAGUGUGCAGUGGAGGCAUUAUGACACCACCGAAGAGCACUGAAAAACCACCAGGAAAAUACUAACGAAGGUUAACUAAGCAAACAAGUUGGAAUUGACCAUUGGUAGAAUUUCCUAGAACUGAACUACUAAAGUUUUCAGGAAAGUAGUGCUAUGACUGUCCUAGCCAAUUCAGAAGUUUCACUGCCAUUCUUCGAUUUUAAAAAACCACUUAAAAUUGGCAUUAAGGAAGAAAUUCCUACAUUAGCUGUUUAAACAGCGGGACUUGUUUACAAAGAUGACUUCAUUCCCAAGGUGACUGGAUAGAAGAUAGCCACGCUUUAUGCCAUAAUUUUUUUUCUUGAUCCAGUAUUACUGUGUUAUCGUGAUAAACUAAGAAUUUUAUCAUUGGAGUUUUAGACUAGGUAAGUGCCACCUUAAAGGCGACAUUAAUACAAUACUUUGAAUCUAAUUUUUAGAUUCUCAAAAUUCAUAUUGUCUUGACUAGUGCAAUUUGGUUUUUGAAAAUAAAAUUUAAACUUGUUUACAAAGAUUUAGUUUUGUAAUAAGGUGACUAAUUUAUCUACAGCUGCUGUAGCAAGCUAUUAUAAAACUUGAAUUUUUACAAAAGGUGAACUUUAAUCUGUUUUUUAUUUCAUCUGCCUUGCCAUAACAUUUUUUAACCAGUAAGGCUUAAAUGAACAUGGUGUUUAAACUGUGGUCUAAACAGGGGGAAUACCAAAGAAAUUUUAAACAAGAUAAAUGUGUAGCUCCUACUUUGGGCUUUGACACAGAGGUUGCUUUAUAAUGACUUUUUGUACAUCACAAUUUAAGUGAAAAAGUACGCUUUCAACCUAUUUAUAUGAGAAAGUCACUUUACUAACUCCAAGACAUCCCUAAGGAUUUUUUCUUAAUUUAGUGUGACUAAGACUUUAUUUAUGUUUGCAAAACUGUUAAGGUCGUUUUUAAAUUCCUACACUGAGUUAAGGACAAAGUGAUAAAGCUUAACACUUGGCCUAAACUUCUGUUUUCAUAAGGCAGAAAAAGUAGUAAAUGUAUAC
Molecule: messenger RNA, 3287 nt
Organism: Lynx canadensis (Canada lynx)
Lineage: Eukaryota; Metazoa; Chordata; Mammalia; Carnivora; Felidae
Gene: CCNE2
Product: cyclin E2
Exons: 12
Coding region: 1092-2312 (406 amino acids)
Biological process (GO): regulation of cyclin-dependent protein serine/threonine kinase activity; G1/S transition of mitotic cell cycle
Cellular component (GO): nucleus; cyclin E1-CDK2 complex; centrosome
Molecular function (GO): cyclin-dependent protein serine/threonine kinase regulator activity
Source: RefSeq, a predicted model, not a curated record